CUAUGGUGUUGUUUUUGUACUAACUAUUACGUUAAAAAGAAAUGACACAUUGUAACAUCAUUGGUUAAGUUGAACUAUUUKAAUCAUUUUCGAACCUCAUAAGUUUUUGUUUGGACAUGAUAGAAGCGGUAUUGCCACGAUUUAUCACCGUGUUUCGUGCUGGCUAGUUUAGCUAACGGUGUUGGCGCAGCGUUUUUAAACUGUAGCUAGUAUGUUUGGUGUUGGCUACUAUAAAGCUCUCUGUAGCUACACAAUGUUUUUUUCUUGCUGUUUUUUUGUUAAACGUCUGUCAAUGUGUCCAUAUUUUAGUUAACGUUAGAUUGCUGCGUUAGCUAACAUUAACGUGUAAUGUCUUCGUGUUUCGUUUCCAAUUGGUUAGCUAAUCCAUUAUCUUGAUUUGAGCCAGUAAUAACUAUUGAGUGACCAGUUAGGAUAUAGAAAACCUAGCCAUUAGGUAUCAAUUUAGGCCUAACGGUUACUCAACCACCCACAGAAUUUUGAUCUGCCCGGAGUACCCCUGAAGUACACCCCCCCGUGUAUUUUACCAGUAAACCUAUGGUCUCAUGACAUAAGUAUUCUCCAGUACCACCCCUAUGGAUAGGCCAAGUACCCCCGGGAACGACUGUUUUAGUAGAUGAUUUCUUGACUUGGUGUCUGUUGUCUACUUGAGUGAGUUGAGACAAAGAGGGAGAUGGCAGUGCCAGCGGCCGGGGGCGUAGACCUCAGUCGGAAAUUUGUGUCAGAGACUGUGAUCGAGGAGAAGAGGAAGCAAAUACAGGAGGAAUGGGAAAAAGUUAGGAAGCCAGAGGACCCAGAGGAGGCUCCUGAGGAAGAGUAUAAUGGGCGUUCACUCUUUGAGCGGCUACAGGAGCAGAAGGACAAGAAGCAGGAGGAGUAUGAUGAGCAGUUUAAAUUCAAGAACAUGGUCAAAGGCCUGGAUGAGGACGAGUCUCACUUCUUGGAUGAGGUCUCCAGGCAACAGAGCCUGGUGGAGAAACAACGCAGAGAUGAGGAGCAGCAUGAGCUAAAAGAGUACAGAAGUGCUCUGAAAAAGCUGGCAUCCAGUGAGAGUCGGAAGGAGCCAGAGAGGAGAGUGGGACCUAGACCAGCUGAGGUCAAGACCAGUCACCUGUCKCAGGCCCAUCUGUUGGCCGGGGCAGUCAAGCGACGCAGCUCCUCACAGUCCUCAGACAAUAGCAAGAAACAGAAGGUUGAGGAGUCUGCAGCAUGGAAUGGGGGCCAGACAGAGCAGGAGGCGGGCGGAGAUGCGGGUGAGCAGACCUCCACAGUAAAGACGACAGGCAUCCUCCACCUGCCAUCGGCCGCCGUGUGUGUGGGCAUCCUGCCGGGCCUGGGAGCCUACUCCGGCAGCAGUGACUCUGAGUCCAGUAGCGACAGCGAAGUUUAAAUCCCUGGCAGCCUAACCUGAUGACAUCCCCCUGCGGCUGCACCUGUGCUAUUGCCAAGGGAACAGUGACUGACAGCUUGGGAUCAAG
Salvelinus sp. IW2-2015 is the source of this 1496-nucleotide messenger RNA. Lineage: Eukaryota; Metazoa; Chordata; Actinopteri; Salmoniformes; Salmonidae. The record is from RefSeq and is a predicted model, not a curated record.